Messenger RNA from Xenopus laevis (African clawed frog), 2442 nucleotides. RefSeq lists its product as uncharacterized. NCBI's taxonomy places the organism in Eukaryota, Metazoa, Chordata, Amphibia, Anura, Pipidae. The record is from RefSeq and is a predicted model, not a curated record. The coding region runs from base 865 to 2226 and encodes 453 amino acids. The transcript has 7 exons.
UGCCUGACGAUUUCUCCCCUCCUCCAGUAUAAGCUGGUCGGGGCAGGGUGGAGCCGGGUUUGCAGUCGGUGGCCGAAGGUGGACCCUGAAGUUGGUGGGGGGAAGGAGCCAGGGGCCCAUAUUGUGAGUACUGGGCAAGUUGUAAAAAUGUUUUGUUGUACUUUAUCAUAAAAGUAACUGAGAAGAAAUACCUGGUCCACCACUAAAGAUGUUUACAUGUUUCUAUGAUUUGUUAUCACUGAGGUCUGCACUAGAUUAUUUUCACAAAACUAUUACAGAGUUAUAAAAAAAAUGUAAUUUAAUUGUAUUGUACUUUGCCAUAAAAAAAGUGUACCAGUUUUAGUAAUUAAAAAUAACUUAUUAAAGUCAGUCCUAUGACAUUAGGUCAGUAAUUGUUGUUAGCCACCCACAACACAGGUGUGGGGGCCCUUGUGGCAAUUUUUGCACCGGGGCCCCUAGGUGUUUAGUUACUCCACUAUAAGCUACAAGCUAUAAUGUUUGUUACAUGGGGACAUUUCAAGGUGUCCACACGCAAAAUAGAUCUUGUGUAACUUUCCUUUCACUUUCUAUCUCCUGAUGACAGAGAAGUUCCUGACUCCUCCCAGUGACCAUUGAUCUGACAUUCUUGUUGUGAAGAGGAAAGGAGGGAGAGAGGGGGAGGGAAGAGAAAAAGGCGCCAAAGGAAGAAAGAAGAAGCAAUGGUGGACGGAGACACAGGCUGCCCAUAGAGGUGCCAUGUAAAGGAAUGUGCAGGUAUUUCUAAUGUUCACAUUUUGAGUCGAUAUAACAAUCCCAUGUAGUGAAAUGUAGGGACAAGUAAAGUACCAGCAGCUCCUAUUUGGCGGAAUCUAAAGGAAUUAAAAGAUGAGCCCAAUAACAAGAGCAAAUAAAAGCAAAGGACAAAUAUGCUCAGCAUUAGCGAAUGCUUUUGAAAACUUGAACACUAAGAGCUUUGGUGCUUUAAUACACAAACUUUUCUAUCACCCGCCACCUAAGGACUGUAAUAGAAUCCCACGGAAUGAACUGGAGAAUGCUGAUGCAAAUAAGCUGGCAGAUUUGUUCAUUAGAUACAACACCACUAAGAAGGCUGGACAGUUUGCUGUAGAAUUGUUGGCAGAUAUCAAUGAGAAGCAGCUGAGUAAAGAACUUGAAGAAGCCCUUAUAGAAGUUGAGAAUUUGACUUAUAAAGAAGACAUGAUGACACAGACAAGCCCAAGUUUGCACAAUUCAAGUACAGUUCAAGAUGAAAAUCCUGCUACUGACUGGGAGUCUACAGAUCCAGUUAAAGUUUUGAAAAAGAGUGAGAAAACUCCUGGAAAACAAGGGAAUACAAAAUAUUCUCAUUUAGUAACUAUAACUCAGAGCCACAAACGCCACAAGAGUGAAAGACAAGAUAAAGAAAGUGGACAUUUUCCUAAGAAAAAAACCCCCAAAAAUAUAAGCUUUGAGUCUUUGCUCUGUAAUGAGAAUCCUUUAUAUGAGGAAACAGUGACACAAAUAAAAAUAAGCAGUUGUGGUAGCAAUCUGGAGAAUCCAGUAGAGGGCACCUCUCAUCCUCAAAUUUCCACAGUUUAUAUUAACCUGAAAGAAGGCACAGCAAUACAUCACUUUCAAGAAACAAAACCUUCAACAGUUUGUUCCAACGGAUCAACAGAGGAAAUGUUAGACAAUCCAGCAGAGCCCACCUCACAGUCACUGGUUUCUGCAAAACAUAAAACUCUGCAACAAGCAAACACUGAAUUGUCUCAGAACUGCCUCACAUUUGCACCUGCACCAACAAACGUUGCCAUAACUUCCCCUUCACCAAGCAGAUCUGUACCUGUCAGGCAAGACAACAAUACUGGAGCUUUAACAGAACGUACCAACCAACCUGAUGUCAACCAUACUGCUCCAAGAGGGAGGACACUACCGGACAUUAAACUUCAGGCUCUGAAGAAACUUGAUCUUCAAAUUAUGGAGGAACACCACAAUGGCAAACCACAUGUCUAUGCCAAGCUUUUAUUUCAGCACUUUGUACAAUUUGAGACAUACAAAACAUGGACCCAAAAUACUAACUUUGAUGGAUAUAGAGGGAAAAAUGCCAUUCCAAAAAACUUGCGGGUUGCUAUCCGAAAACAGGUUCGGAAAAGGUUUCAGUUGACUAAAAAGGAUUGUGUAGAAAUAAAACGAACAAUUAAUGGUCUUUUGGCAAAGCCAAGAACUUCAGGUUGGCCUUUUCACAUCUAGCCAACUUGCUCUUAAAAACAAAUGGGUGUGGGGUCUUUUUCCUGGUUUUUCUUGGGCAAGUGAGUAAGUGCUUCUGGAAUGGCAAUUCUAGCAAAUGUAGUCUUUUAUUUUACAGAAGCCACAAAAAUGGGCAGUAUAAAUUACAAAUCCCUUGUACAUUCAUUGUAUUCUGUAUUGCUUUUAAUUUGUACAUAAAGAUUUAAUUUCUUCUCUUGA